AUGGAUUACGAUGACUUGGAGCCUUUAGAGGGCACAAUUAAUAAUCUGCUGGAACAAGUAAGCCUGAGAUGGAUCUUUGUCGGGGGAAAGGGUGGGGUGGGUAAGACUACCAACAGUUGUAGUAUUGCUGUGCAGAUGGCUAAAGUUAGGGAGAGUGUGUUGCUUAUCUCUACCGAUCCUGCACACAAUCUCAGCGAUGCCUUUGGUCAGAAGUUCAGCAAAGACCCCAGGAAGUAA
This is a messenger RNA of Sphaeroforma arctica JP610, 237 nucleotides long. RefSeq lists its product as hypothetical. Gene Ontology annotation, cellular component: GET complex. Gene Ontology annotation, biological process: post-translational protein targeting to endoplasmic reticulum membrane. Gene Ontology annotation, molecular function: ATP hydrolysis activity; ATP binding. The transcript has a single exon. Bases 1 to 237 code for a protein of 78 amino acids. NCBI's taxonomy places the organism in Eukaryota, Ichthyosporea, Ichthyophonida. The record is from RefSeq and is a predicted model, not a curated record.